Molecule: messenger RNA, 1227 nt
Organism: Papilio polytes (common Mormon)
Lineage: Eukaryota; Metazoa; Arthropoda; Insecta; Lepidoptera; Papilionidae
Exons: 6
Coding region: 121-1179 (352 amino acids)
Cellular component (GO): membrane
Molecular function (GO): ligand-gated monoatomic ion channel activity
Source: RefSeq, a predicted model, not a curated record
UUGAUUAUAUUUUAUUUCUUUUAACUUAAGGACUACAACGUCAUCAUACACGUUCACUCCACUUUGCCAUUCUCUUCUUGUUCUUAUCGACGACGUCUUCAAGUCUUAAGUGUUUUAAAAAUGGAAGGUACCUUUAAAGCAAUGACCCUUUUUGAUUGUAAUCAUGUUGAUGAAGUGGAAUCAAUCCAUCAGUUUGACCCGGCGUGGAGACAAAAUGCUCUCAGUUGCAGAGUUAUUCUGAUACUCCAGCAAUUGUACAAUUUCAAGUUCGGCUUUAUCCUACGUCGUGAAAAAACUGUUAUAAUGCGUCCAUAUUACAGUCUACCGUUUGCAAAAACUGUAUGGCUUUGCAUCCUAGGUAUUAUUGUAUUGGUAACAGUUAUAUUCUAUGUAGUCCGGAGAUGGGAGAAAUCUAUCGUUGGUCGUUUGGAGUGUAAUUUUAUUUACGAAUUUUACAUCGCAGUUGGAGUCUUUUGUCAACAUUCUUUACCGUCGCCUUCAAUUUUCUGGUCGCAAAGAAUGGCCUAUUUUUUCUUUGUCAUCUUCGCUUACAUUACAAAUUCAUUCUACACUUCAAAUCUCCUAUCGUUCAUCGUCACUGAAAAAGAAGGUCAAAUGGACAUCGAAGCGUUAACCAAAAGUCAUUAUGAGUUGAAAAUCUUGGAAAAUAUGAAAUUAGCCACCGAAAGGAGAGUAAACUCAAUCAACAUAGAAAUGAACGAUAUGGCUAAAAAAUUGAGUCGUACUAAAUCAAUUAAUCUAUCAUCCGGCUUAGAGGCAGUACGGAGAGGGAAGACUGCGUUAUUGUGCGAUUAUCCAACCGUGUAUUCGGCCAUUGCUAGAACGUUUGACGAUGAAGCGAUUUGUGAAUUAGACGAAGUAGAUAUAUUUUCGAAUGUAAAAAUGUAUCUUACUGUUGGAAAGCAAUUCAAGUACACAGAAAAACUAAAGAUAGGAAUACUGCGAAUGAAAGAAGCUGGUAUUAUCAAGAGAUUGAUAUCGGUGGAUCCCCUGACUCCCCUCACUUGCGUCAGAAAUAGGAUCUUCGUCAGUUCUUACUCCGAACAUAUCGUUACCCCAUUGCUUGUGAUAUUUCUACUUUAUGUAAUUGCUUGUAUAUUAAUGAUCGCAGAAAUUGUACACUACAAUACUCAUAAAACGUGGCCUUAUAUUAAUUAGUGUUUCGGUGUUAUUAGUUUUUAUAUUUAAAUUAAAUAUUUGAUUCAU